Messenger RNA from Argiope bruennichi, 2589 nucleotides. RefSeq lists its product as uncharacterized. The transcript is spliced from 9 exons. The record is from RefSeq and is a predicted model, not a curated record. NCBI's taxonomy places the organism in Eukaryota, Metazoa, Arthropoda, Arachnida, Araneae, Araneidae. Bases 889 to 2040 code for a protein of 383 amino acids.
GCGAGUUGAGAAGGUGUGGGAAAGUGUAGGGAAAACUACUUCCCGCGAGACUAAGUGUUCCACGCAAUUGCUGUUCGAAUUUUUAUUCUACAAAAGUUAUUUGAAGCAUUCUUGUACAUUGACAGAUAAAAGAAAAGUGUGUUUCGUGCAGUGGCAAGAUUUUAAAGAAACAUUUGAUCUAGUUUAGUCAAAGAGUAUUUGAAUGCCAAUUUGAAAAUUGGACCUAAAGGAUGGAUACUUAACUAUGCUUAAUAUGAACAGAUAAGAUAAGAAGACUUGUUUAGAAAAUGAACGAUUCAAUGGCCGUUCAAAAGGGUGUCUGUUUCGAAGCAAAAUGGUUGGAUUAUUCCUCUCUCCUAAAGGUUAAAAGUUCUUUGAAAUCGCUUCUAAUUUAAAAAAAUUGACUCAUUUCAAGUCUUAUUAGCGAUUUUAUGAAUAUUAGCAACUUAAUAAUAAUUUUCUUUAAUAUUUUAAACUAUUUUAGAUAAAUUAAGAAAGACAAUUGUGCUCCCAUAGUUUAGUUAAUGGGGUAACUCACUCCUAAAUUUAUUUAUCGCUUUUCCGAAUAAACAGAGAUUCAUUUCACUGUAAAACUAAUCAUUACGGGAUUUGAUUAACAUUUAUGUUUCUAUUCAUCGAGUAGCUUUCAUAAAUGAUAGGGCAUAUACUUAAGAAGAAGAUUUCACAAAAUUGUCUUGUGGAUUUUUUAAAAUGAUCUUGGAUGAUAUUUUUACUGUUGUGAUAUUUGUGAGGUGACAGACAACAAAACUGUAUAGUAUCAUCACCUGGUAUAAUGAAAAAGAGUGUACUCGUGAAAUGAAACAAAUGAGAAGAAAUUUGUGAAUGAUCCAUAUUGAGUGAAAUAUUUUAAAGAAACCAACCUAAGCAAUGGUAAUACAACGGAAAUUGCGAAAUUUCGGAAACUCUGCGUCAGUUGUGGGGAUUAUAUUCGCCAUAUGCGGACUAGCAUCAGCUAAAGUGUUUUAUAAUGUAACCUGUGGCUCAGACAUGAUGCAGGUGACGCUGAAUCUUACAAAUCAACCACACUCCGUAGUGUACCUGCAAAACCUCAAGGGAUAUCCAGGCUGUGAGCCCAAAGUGAAAGACAGUUUGGUUAUAUUUCGCCUAAGCCUAAACGAUACUGGAGUACAUUGUGGAGUGUCCAAGAUGUUAAAUAAACAGACGGGACACAAUAUCUUCUACCACAAAGUCGUCAUCGAGAAGUCCAGUCAAAAAGAGAAAGAUCUGCUUUUCCUGCAAUGCGUCAUUCCUGGGGACUUUAACAUGGAGUUUGUGAGAUUGGAUUGGCUGAGGGAGAGCAUCCCGUACAAUUUCUCUCAGUCCAUAGCUCACUCUCUUAGUGUUGCUCCAGACAUUGUUCCUUAUGUCAACUUGGCUAUCAGAGAGAAGGGUCUGCAAUUAGAUACUAGCGCUAUCGUCCAUCCAGGAACAAUGCUCGACCUUCUCAUUUAUCUUGACAAACAAUCAUCAGCUCACUACGAUAUUUCAUUGAGGUAUCUGACACUCGCAGACGCCACAAGAAGUCAUGAAGAAGUAGUCGUUAUGAACGGAUGUUCUGUCGACCCCUUCGUGCUGGAUGUGUAUCCGCCGGUCGACGGCGUUUUGAGAUCCCAAUUUCGUGCCUUCAAGUUCCAGAGCUCAGACUUCGUCAUCUUUCUGGCCACAGUCAGCGUCUGCUUACAGCAAUGUGUGGAGGUGGAGUGUUACGGAGACGCCGAUCAGACGGGUCGUCGCAAACGGGAGAUUCCCAGAUUUCUUCCGCACUAUACGAACGAGGCUUUCGAAGUAGAAGUCUCCGCGUUUCUCAGACUGGAGCCGGAUGUCGAGGGAGACAUCAUCUUCGAAGAGAGUACAAAUGACACGUUGGACAUGUACGAUGCAGAUUACAGCGACGAAAUCGGAGAGCUGGUGGCUGGUAGCCUGACAGCUAAUUCUCAAUCACAUCCACUCAGUUUCGCCAGCAUGAUAAUCCUCACCAUAUGCGUGAUCAUCAGUACAGCGACAAGCUACCAAUCCUGAAAAUAAAUCUACGGUCUCGCACAGAUGAGGAGGCAAUUCUUGUCAAUCACGAAUCCAUGAAAAAUGAAUACGAAUGUCUAUUUAUCGUGACUUUGAUGAAAUGAGUGAAAAACGUAUAGUGAGUUAAAUAUAAUAAGAGUCAAAGACAUUUUUACCGGACCAGUGUUGACUGGUUACAUGCCUCAACUACUUUUAUCAUGUGAAUUGCAUAACUCUACAAAACACUGAAUCAGCGUUUGUGCAAAACAAUAACGAGUGUUCAGAAGGAAAGAGGACACAUUUUCGCAGCGGUUAUCUGUCAUUCGAAUUUUGCAUCUUAAAUACAAAAUACUGGGGAAAAACAUAAGAACAAUAACAACUGAUGUUGUAUUUUGCAACUUCUUCAAGAGAAGUGAAACGAAUCUUUUGGAUAUCUUAAUCAUCCCUCGGUGUGACAAUUAUAUCGUUAGGUGAAACUGUUGAUUUAAUAUCAAGAAAGAUCAGAGAUUCUAUAUAUGAAAAGUUAAUACGAUUGUAAAUCAUCAAAUAAAUACUUUUAUUGAGUGCGAA